AUGAAAGUUUGAUUUAUUGUAAAAAUAGUUGUAAAUAAUCUGUUAAAAAAAACCAUUGUAUUAGCUAUAAAACUUACAGUUUUUUUGAUUCGUGGCCAAAGACGGUUUGGAAACCACAUACUAGUUUUAUGUGAUUAUUUAGUCGUAAUUGUGAACGAGAAAUUUCAAUCAUGUCAAGCAUGGCAGACUCUGACAGCAGAACAGAAAGAGAGUUCACCUGUUCCCCAAGCAUGGCCCGGAUCAUCUGCUGGGAGCGAAGGUGCCUGUUUGUGGUACUGAUAGUGCUCGUGUCAAUGAUGACUGUUAAUCUGACGUUGGUGUUUUGGAUCAGCAAGGUCCUCAGCGUUGAUUCGCAUGGAAUGAACUACUUGCAGUCGUUCGGAGGAGGUGUUCAGUUCACAGCCAAGUCUUACGUACGAGAUCUGUUGAUCACCUCUGGGCUCAAGACUAGGGAAGGUCAACCGAUGACUGUGAGAAGCGUCAAAAAUCUUACACUGAGGACUACUGACAGACUUGGCUUAUCCACAUCUACCAUUGAACUGGGUGGAAGUGUCCUGAACAUCAACUCUCACAACUUCACAGUGUCUGAUCCUCGAGGCAAAACAUUGUUCAACGUCAACCCAGACUCCGUGUCUCUCUUCACACAGUUACUCGCCAUCUCAGGCGAAGGUGGAGCUGUUCUCAAGGGAGAUUUGUUGACACCCGUCGUCAGUGCUGAUGUACGGUCUAAUCUUGUACUGGAGUCCGUGAUGAAGAGCGUGGAGGUAGGCACACCUGCAGGCAUCUCUAUAGAGAGCAGAGCUGGAGACAUACAAGUAUCCAGCAACCAGGAUAUAAACCUGCAAACUGACGAGGGAUCUAUAAAGCUAGAGUCAUCCAACGUGCUGCUCCCUGGACUACAUAGACAUCAUCACAAACACUCACAUCGCAGUGACAAGAUCUACCAGCUGUGUGUCUGUGAGAAUGGUCAGCUGUUUUUGGGAGAAGCGGACGCCUUUUGUAACACAGAGGAAGCAAAUCUAGAGUUUUGUUGAAGGCAACGAUAUCAACAUUAAUCUGGGAAUCGGCUGUUUCUAUUAAAGAAACCACUGUCGGGGGCCAUGGCUUCAGUGGCUUUGAUAUCACUAAUCUUGAGCUAAGAUAAUGCUCAAGAUCCACAACAACCACUCUUGUAAGGAUAAUUCUUCCUCAAGUAGCAUUUGCACCAUGCUGAAAUAUUGAGAACACCAAUAACUAUUGUGGCAGGAUCAACCAGAAAUUGGAUGAAGCAGCUAAGAACUAUGACAUUAAAGGAUUUGCUGGAAAUGUUGCACAGCGGAAUCUAAUUCUGAGUUGUGGCAGCCAAGAAAAAAUCAAAAUAUAGAAAGGAAAAGGUCAUCGUCGUCUUUUGAGGGAAUCUGUUAAAGCAGUAAUACGCAAUUUAACCAACUCUUUCUUGGGAUAGGAAAUUCCCCUACCAGCAAGAAAUAUUCCUGAGUGUGAACGAUCUUAGCUCUAUAUUAUACUGCCGUCUAGUACAACAGCUACUGUUCUAUGGAUAAAAAAAACUCAUGUAACAAUGAUCGUGCUAUGACUAAUGAUCAAGUAUGUUUCAAAAUAUGAAGACGAAGUAGGCCUACAAUAUUUUACUUAAUUAAAUAUUUGUUUAGAUUUUGCUUUAUAUUCGAAUUAUAUACUUCAUGGAAUAUUUGUGAUAUCAGUUGGAAUAGCUAAAUAAUGCAAUAUUUAGUAAUAUUCAAAGCUAUGUUUAUUUCGUGAGCAUUAAAUUAUACACAUUAUCGCAAGAGGUUUUACGUAUGAAUGAACGUAAAUGCAGUCAUUUUUGCUGUGAUUAGCUGAAUCUAUGAGGUCUUAUGUUGAAC
Molecule: messenger RNA, 1862 nt
Organism: Macrosteles quadrilineatus (aster leafhopper)
Lineage: Eukaryota; Metazoa; Arthropoda; Insecta; Hemiptera; Cicadellidae
Product: gamma-sarcoglycan-like
Exons: 7
Coding region: 171-1034 (287 amino acids)
Biological process (GO): cardiac muscle tissue development; heart contraction
Cellular component (GO): sarcolemma; sarcoglycan complex
Source: RefSeq, a predicted model, not a curated record